Cololabis saira (Pacific saury) is the source of this 2542-nucleotide messenger RNA. RefSeq lists its product as uncharacterized. The transcript is spliced from 6 exons. The record is from RefSeq and is a predicted model, not a curated record. NCBI's taxonomy places the organism in Eukaryota, Metazoa, Chordata, Actinopteri, Beloniformes, Belonidae. Bases 102 to 815 code for a protein of 237 amino acids.
GGUAAAUAGGCUGCAGUAGUUCUCACACUCAACCUGCAACUGAAGAGUCACAACGUUUAUUAUAAUAUAUCAUCGAAUAUAAAAUGGAAUAGCUACAAACAAUGACAGAACUGAACUUCAUCCUUGUGUUCGUUCACGUGAUGUCUUCUGGGCCUGGGACACAUGCAGUAAAAACAGCUAAGGUGGUCUAUCAUGCGGCGGAGCACGACAACAUCACCAUCAGUUGGGACUUCCACGCCCAGACUGAUGUGUCUUCCACCACCUUGAACUGUAUUGAGAUUUCACAUCAUUCUAGGAUUCUGUUUCUGAUGGUAAGGGGGGAUGAAGUCGCAGAAUUUCAAGAUCCUCAGUUUAGAGGACGAGUUCGUUGUGACAAAGACGCUCUCAAAGAUGGUCAGAUUAAGUUCAGACUGUCCAGACUGACUCCAGAAGACUCUGGAAGUUACGUCUGUCAGCUGACACACUUUGACCGGACACUUGGAAGAACAGCUGUUCAAGCCUCUGUAAACUUUGUCUUGAAUGUGGACAACUCUCCUUCAGCUCAGAAACCUCCACCGUCAAGACCGGUGGUCACUAAAAAGCCACCUACUGAAGCACCAUCAACUAAGAUGAAAUGGGGCAUGGCUCUAGCGAUUGUUGGAGUAGUUGCUGUUGUUGGACAUUUUGUGAUAACUUUUUAUAUACAAUAUAGCAAGGAUCAACGACAGGAUAACAGGCUUCAACAACGGGACGCUCUCAUCGACCUCCUGAUCAUCGUCAACAUCAACAGCACAGGCGAGCAGCAUCGUGGCGACUUGGCUGCUCCGGAUGAUUGAACACUUGAUAGAGAGCAAACACGCCCUGAUCCAGACACUCCUCUGAUGACUCCACAGACCAACCAACAGGCAGAGGACAACUUGGUUUAGAAGUCAUCUGUCUGAUCUUUGAUCAGGUUUGACUGGCUCAGUGUUUCUUAAUACCAGUCCCCGGGACCCCUGGAUGUUUUAGACCAGUAGUCUUCAACCCAGGUUCAAUUCAAUUCAAUUUUAUUUUUAUAGCGUCUAUUACAACAAGAGUUGUCUCUAGACCCUUUCCAGAGACCAGAACAUGACCCCCGAGCAAUUAUUACAUAAACAAUGGCAGGUAAAAACUCCCCUAGUGGGAGAAAAACCUUAAGCCAAACAGUGGCAAGAAAAACUCCCCUUUAGGAGGAAGAAACCUUGAGCAGGACCAGGAUCAUAAGGGGGGACCCUCCUGCCGGAGGCCAGACUGGUGGGAUCGGCAGGCCAGGACGUCAGCAAGCACACAGCAGACAUCCACACAGGCAGGUGGAAGCAGCAGUGGGGUGAUCAGAGGGGGGGACUGCAGGCCAGCAGCUCCUGAAGCUCCGGCCUGCAAGCAUGCACAGAAGAGAAAAAAGGGGGCCAGCACAAGAAACUACAGGAGGAUGGACAAAAAUGAUGGCUAGGAGAUACUUAUAAUAAAUAAAAAAAUGGAAGAGGAGAAGAGAAGAAGGAAAGAGGAGAGGGGAAGAAGGGUGAGAGGCACCGCCCAGUGGAUCAUGUCAGUGCCCCCCUGCAGCAGAGGCCUAUAGCAGCAUAUCUACCACAAAGCUAUAUUUGAGACUAACUAUUAUAGUCUUGUUCUAUAGCUGCAGCUAUGACUACUGACUCUAACACACUAGAGUUUACACUAACUAGAGGUCCUGGAAAUAUACUGUCCUGGAUGUUUUAGAUGUUCUCUGUUUCAGCACCGCGGAUUUUAAUUAAUGGACUUCACAAGCUUGUCAUUCCGGUUUAUAAAAUUCAUUUGUAUGAGGGUGUGUUAAUACAGGGAAACAUUUAAAACAUGCAGGAUAGUGGUUCUCCAGGACCAGACUUGGCCAUCCCUGAUGUAGUCUGUGUCAUUUUGCAAUAGACAAAAAAUUGGAUUUACCUCCCUUUUCAAAUGACUUAACCGUUUGGUUUCAGAUCCCACUGUGAAAAUCCAGCACCUCCAUAUGUAGUUUAUAUUUCAGGUCUAAAGGAACAAAUUAAAUAGAUAAUAGAAUAUUUUGGGAUAAAGGACCCAGUGGAGUAUACAAUACUAAAUAGUUUAAACUUUUAUACACCACUCAGGGAAAGUCUUCGAAUUAAAACUUUUCAGCCGAAGGCAUGUCGAAGAAUAUUCUAAGAUGUAUUUUUCUUUAAACUUUUGUAACCUUUAAGAAUUUUUACACAUAAUGUUUUAUUUGUUUUGCCCCUGUUAACAAAUGAAACAUGAAAUGGGCAGCAAAAUAUGAUGUUCACAUGUGGACGCCAGGUCUCAGGGGGUUAAGCUAGUCUUGAUUGAUGACGUAAUUUAUUCAAUCUUUCAACUGUACUGUAAUUGUUUUAGGAGGAGCUGCUGUGUUCAGUCAUCCGUUCCUAAGAACACUCAAUGUGUCUUAAUUUGACAUUAUAUCCCUGUAUGUUGUUGUAUAUAUGCACUGUACAGAUAUAUUUUUCUAUCCUUUGAUAAAAAUGUUUUUGACAUUUUUUAUGUUAAUGGUAUCAUACAUAGUACAUAUUUAAAGUCUCUUUGU